AAGACACCAACUACUCACAUCAUAUCCAGGAACAAAGAUCAUUAACACGCCAUCUGUGAACAUCUGGCUGAAAAGUUUUGAACAAGGAAACAUACCAAAGAGAAGAAGAGGAGUCAUUAACUCACCUUAUUGAAUGACUAGUGAAGGAAAACCUGGCUUUCAUUGGCUAACUGCUCAGCUCUCAGUUACCUUCUACUGAGAAAAAUAAAAAAGAUCUGGACUGAGGUUUUCCCGAGGAGCGUUUUCGUUGAGAGAGAAGUUUCUUCAGUGAUUAUGGCAUCAACUGGUCUUCAGCUGGUCGGCCUGGUGUUGGCCGUGCUGGGUUGGAUUAGUGGUGCGUUGGUGUGCGCCGCUCCACUGUGGCGUGUGUCUGCUUUUGUGGGUGGAGAGCUGGUGAUUGCCCAGGUAUUGUGGGAGGGACUGUGGAUGAACUGCCUGUCUCAGACCACAGGCCAGAUCCAGUGCAAGACCUACGACUCCACAUUGGCCCUGCCUACGUCUGCCCAGGCUGCCCGGGGCCUCACUGUUCUCUCCCUGCUCCUGUGCCUCCUGGCCCUCAUACUCGGGGUGACAGGGGCCAAGGGUACUCACUGCAUGGGCGACGGUAACCAGGCCUCCAAGGUGCGGCUUGCUAGGGUAUCAGGGGUGCUCUUCCUUGUGGCUGGCCUGGCCUACUUGAUACCCAUUUCUUGGACUGCCUAUGCUAUCAUCAGGGACUUCUAUGAUCCAAAUGUUGCAGCAGCUCUGAAGAGAGAGCUGGGGCCGGCACUGUACCUGGGCUGGGCAGCCAGCGUGUUGCUCCUGCUGGGUGGCUCUCUGCUGCAUGUUGGCUCUUCUCCAUCAGGGGGAAGAGCACUCGCUAUUUUUGGAGGAGGUGCAAAGGACAACCCACAAACUGGGGCAGCAGGGGAAGGGAAGCAGCAGGAAAAAUCUUUUGUAUGAGAUCAUUUAAUUGGAUGUGAGGUACGAAGAAACUCAGAGGUCACCUCUUCAAACAAUCUAUUAGAGGAUGCUCGGUCUCUUUAGUGUUACUGUAUAUUAUUUGUCUGAUAAAGUUGAGUCUGUGGAUUUCACAUUGCAUGUCUUACACAAAAGAGGUUCUAAUAGAAUUUACAUUAUUUAAGGGCUUUUUGUCAGCGUGGAAUUUGAAACGAUUUGUGGGAGGGUUUUAGAUGUUUAAAUGGAUACUAAUGUGUGUGACUCACAUUUGUCAGAUUCCACUCUGCCUCUGCUUGUGUUUGUGUGUGUGUGUGGGUGGUCUGUGUACAGAAGACCAGUGUACAUAGCAAUUUUCUGUUUGCUGGUGUUUUCACUGUAAAUGUGUAGGCAGUCAGAGUGGUGCUUGUUUAUUCCCUUUUAAUGCACAGUUUUGAGAAUUUGUGUUUUUUGAACAGAUUUAAUAUUUUAUUCUUGGCUCAAUAAUACACAUUUUUACUGUACUGCUUUGUUAAUGUCAGUUUAAACACUGACAUAUGUACAGUAGGAAGUGAAAUAACUAUGCAUGUUUAUGUAACAAUAUUCUUGCUCAGUGUCAGCUGUGCCUUUUGUGACCCUCUAUAGGAUAAGCAGUAUAGAUAAUGGAUGGACAGAUGGAGCACUUUGGGCACUCCCUGGGCUACCAUAACAAAUAUGGUCAGGGUUAAGCAUUUCAGAGUCUACCUAACCGUUGACCUAAUGGUACUACAGCAUAUACUUUAUUAAGCAAAUAUACG
Monopterus albus (swamp eel) is the source of this 1712-nucleotide messenger RNA. RefSeq names its product claudin-9-like. Gene Ontology annotation, cellular component: bicellular tight junction; membrane. The record is from RefSeq and is a predicted model, not a curated record. The coding region runs from base 274 to 942 and encodes 222 amino acids. Gene Ontology annotation, molecular function: structural molecule activity. The transcript has 2 exons. Lineage: Eukaryota; Metazoa; Chordata; Actinopteri; Synbranchiformes; Synbranchidae.